Molecule: messenger RNA, 1726 nt
Organism: Fundulus heteroclitus (mummichog)
Lineage: Eukaryota; Metazoa; Chordata; Actinopteri; Cyprinodontiformes; Fundulidae
Product: EF-hand calcium-binding domain-containing protein 4A
Exons: 10
Coding region: 80-1336 (418 amino acids)
Molecular function (GO): calcium ion binding
Source: RefSeq, a predicted model, not a curated record
GGCGGACUGUAGUAAAGCGGCUGCUGCAGGUGAGUAAUCAGACUUUCUUCGACUCCGCGCAACUUCUCAACAACUCGGAAUGUCUAUGUGGCUGAACGAUGGAGAAGUGCUGGUGGGACAGGGCAGCGGCGAGGCGGUCCCCAUAAGCCCCAGACUACGGAGCCUACCCUCUAGCAGCCCCAGGCCGGGUCAAAGACGUAGUCCUCUGGCUUCGCCGCGGGCCAGAGAGCCGCCGAGUCCACAGGCAGAGACCCUGGGCAAGGCCAAAGAGCUGUUUGUCCUGUGUGACAAAGAGGGGAAAGGGUUCAUCACCAAACGAGACAUGCAGAGGUUGGAGGGCGAGCUGCCACUCUCGCCGGAACAGCUGGAGACUGUGUUUGAAAGUCUGGACCGCGAGAACAACGGAUUCCUCACUCCUGUUGAGUUCAAAACCGGACUCGGUGAACUGAUGGGCCUGGAUGAAACGAGUGAGCUCAGCCCAGACGGAGCGAAGGCAGAGAGGGAAGAAGUGGACUGGUCCCAGGACCCCACCGCAGCCAGAUUUGUGAACAUACUAAUGGAGCUCGGCGCUGACAAGAUUUUCAAAGACCACCAGGAGCUUUUCUCCCUGUGGUGUGAGCUCCAGAGAGACAGCCCAGAGCUGCUCAAUGCCCUGGAGGCUCUCUUGGUCCACGCCGUGUCCCACCUGCAGGACGCCAUCAGAGAGAGAGACGCCCUGGAACAAGCUCUUUGCAGAAGGGAGAGCGAACAUGACAAGAUGGUCCGAUCCAUAUAUGAAGAGAUGGAAAGCCAGAUCAGGGAGGAAAAAGAGAAAUGGGUUGCUCAGGACAGCAUUAAGGAAAAGCAGAGAGGGCAACGGCUUGAGGAGGAGCUGAGGAUGCGGGAGCAGGAGUUGGAGAACACGAUAAACAAACAGAAAGAGCUCGAGACCAGAAUCCGAACGCUGAGUUGCGAGCAAACCAACAUGAGGGAGCAGAACCGGCAGCUGCGGAGCCUCAACAGCCAGCUGCAGGAGCAGGUGGAGAGCAGCAGAGAGCGGCUGCAGUCUGCCCUGCAUCAGCUCAGCCUGCUGCAGGCCAGCGACACCCAGGAGCAGGUGGCUCGACAGAGAAACAUAACGAGGGUAUCAAGAAACAUCAAAAAGGAAAAGGAAAGUCUCUUGAGACAACUUGAGAUAUUAAGGGAUAUGAACAGAAGGCUGCGAGAUGAGAAAGAUGCCCAGCAUACACUUAAGAUGGUUAGUCAUCGACACUCUGUCCUUUCCCCCUCGCCGUUACCUUAUUACUUCAGCGAGGACCCUUGUACCCCUUGGACUCGGCAGGUUUACCCAACCUAAGCCCAGUCUUGGAAAACUGCUACGCUUUCCUCCAUCCUCUGGACAAUGAUUACUCAAACGGGCAGCUGCUACUAAUGAUUUAAUGAUCCGCUAAGUUUUCUGUGGAAAUGGUCAGUGAAGCGAAGGCUUGUACUUGGACGUUUACUCUCCUGUGUCAACGUGCAGAAAAGUUAUUUUUGCGUUGCCUUGUGGAACCCAACAAGUAAAAUUAAAAUGGCUUAAUAUUUGUCACACCGUGUCAAAAUGUUCACUGUAAGAAAGUUGAUGGAUAGUAAACUCUGACUUGUUUGUAAGUAAAUUUCUUAUCCUGUUUAAUUUCCAUUCAAGUACGUGUCUUUGAGCACAUGAUGUUGUAUUUUUUUUUCAUUAACAUAAUUUAUAUAAAAAAAG